Messenger RNA from Protopolystoma xenopodis, 336 nucleotides. The record is from the annotation of a GenBank genome assembly. Lineage: Eukaryota; Metazoa; Platyhelminthes; Monogenea; Polystomatidea; Polystomatidae.
GAAGUAAUCCGAAGACCAGAAUCAGGUUCUGGUUUUAGAAGGGAUGACAAGUUGUAUAGAAGCAAUUUGAACCAUAUUCUGGAAGAUGAGGACGCAAAUAUGCAGCCACUCCAUCUCAGAGGCGUGUCCAACUCUCCUUUGUACGCAAAUGAACCAAGGGUUCCCAACCCUCAGCCGGUGCCACCUCUUGCCGACUCCGUUUCUACGAGAAGGAUAGUCUCUGCGGCACUGGAGACGCUAAAAGAAGAUCCAGAUAUGCCUGAUUCUGCCAUUCUUGUAAGUUCAUGCCUCAUUUACAUACCAGAUGGCAUUCUAGAGGCAGAUUUUAACAUGUGA